AAGAAUAUGUAUUUAGCCCGAUUUCUAGAAAAGAAUCAUAUGAUCACAAUACGAUAAUGGUUACAAAGGAAUCAGAUUCCAUCUCAAUACUCAAAAUCUAUAUAUAUCCAACUCCCAACCACAUGCAACUUCAUCAAACAAUGGAGAGUUUUGAAAUGAAGGGGAAGCGCCAUCAUAAACACAAACGGCAUCUACACAGGCAACCCGACGCCUACGAGCUCUAUGAGCUCGAGCACAUGCCGCACGAGCUCACAAAGGCUCCAAGUGAUCGUGAUCGUGAUCGUCACAUAUUUGUAUCCGCUGAUUAUUACGAGACAGGAAUAGAGGAGAAACCCAAUUAUUAUGUGUCGGGGAGAAACGUGCAGCACUCAGCUUAUAAGGGAGAUUGCGAAGGAGAUGUUGAUUGCAUGGCUCACAAGUUCAUUGAGUCGGAGCACGACAAGUUUCAGCAAACCAAAUGGAUGUCAAUCAACAAGUAGAAUCCCAUCAGGCUGGGACAUCACCUACCUAACUAUUUAUUGAUUUUCUCAAUUAAUAAUCAAAUUAUAUGGUAAUUGUAUGUGUUUGCCUUGUCGUUGAGGUUUGACGGCCUACUAUAAGCCAGUAAAUAAAUUAGUUAGUCAAUCCUAGCAUUCCAUACAAAAUUCCAAGUUAUAUUUUCAAUCAUUUACAUAAUAGGAUACAUAUAUAUUAUGAUAUGAUUGUGCUUUUAUAUGAUUAAUUAUGUUACUAAUAGUAAAAGUUCAAGUGUGCAUGUUUGGCACGCUAGCUGUUUCAGAUUGUAGUUUUUCUCAAAGGAAUCCAAAUUGCACCAAAGUUUUUGUGAAUAAAAAAUUAUCGCAAUUGAAAGAGAUGUAAACCAACCUAAAAUAUCGUGGGAUAUUUAAUUAAAUCACGUCAUAUUCAAACCAAUCAAAAUCGUUUCCAUCAAGACAACAAAAUUAUUGAUAUCAUAGUUCAACCCGAGAUCCAACUUAAAUUUACGAUUCGGUGCCAUGAAAUCGCCAUUUCGAUUUACAAUCACAAAUAUAUAUUUCGGUGAGAGAGAGAGAGAGAGAGUGAGAAGUCGAGUUGUAUAUACAAAUGAAGAUUCUGUAUUGAUAAAAUUCAAAUCUCCACCAACACGUACAGCACAAAGAAGAUGCGUUUGAAAUCGUGUAUAUAUAUAAUGUAGAGAGUGAAAGAAGAGUAGCUAGAGCUAGCUGAGAUCUCCUGUAUGAUCAUAUCUCACCUAAAUUAAUUUGAAAUUGUGUUUGAAGUAAUAUUACAAAAUGGAACGGCAAAGUGGGCAAGUAAUGUGUUGGUUGUCGAACCACUUAUCGAGACAAGGUUUGUGGAAGAAAUGCUUGCAAGAAAGCUCACUCACUUCCUCCUCCGCCUCAAAUUUACACAAACACACACAGCACUCCACCGCCUCUCUACAUAGACAACCGUAGCGCGUGAUCGACACCCUCCUCGCCUCCUCCGCCGCGCCGCCGCCGCCCACCGCUUGCAGCACUGAUCUCAGCUUGUUCUUCACCAGAGCCACCGACAUCACCGUGUUCAUCACUAGCAGCGGCAGCACCCCUUCCGCUGGGCUAGGAAAAUUCGACAGCCCCAUGUCUAAAUAUAUUAGUGUUAAUUAUUUCCAAAUUUGAAACUCAAUGGGAGUUGGUAUUCUUUUACAAAUGGCAGCACACUCAGAAAUUGUGAAC
This is a messenger RNA of Salvia miltiorrhiza (redroot sage), 1694 nucleotides long. RefSeq lists its product as uncharacterized. The record is from RefSeq and is a predicted model, not a curated record. NCBI's taxonomy places the organism in Eukaryota, Viridiplantae, Streptophyta, Magnoliopsida, Lamiales, Lamiaceae. The coding region runs from base 57 to 479 and encodes 140 amino acids. The transcript has a single exon.